CUCAGAUCUGAAUCCGGCAGGACACCGUGGGGAUGUGGUAGGACAGGGGGACUGGCAGCAUGGAUGUGCGGCCGGCGCAUCUGAAGAAAGGACGUGAUGAGACCAGAACGGACCAGAAUCCCGAGGGACUGUUUCCAGCAUGUUGUGGGAUCGGUGCCACUAAGAACUGGGAACUGUUUUGAGCGCAAAGGCAGGCCCCGCCGGGUUUUAGCAGAGGACACAAAAAUUGAGAAAUGAGACGAGUCUGUUUUCUGUUGUCCCAAAGUUUAAAGACCACAAGCUCGUCGGUGACGUUACCGUAAGUGUUCGUGUGCGGCUCAAAAGGAGGAAGCGAAAAUGCUGUAUUUCCGCUGCAGCAGCGACAACGGGCACGUCAAAAAAAAAAAAAAAAAGAAAAUGUGGGCAGUGAGGACGAACUGAGGCCGGAGAAGGACCUUCGAACUACACACAUCUCCUUCUCAGAGCUCUGUUGCCAGGCAGGAGUUAUUAUUUAAAGUUCCCCACCGAAGAUUUGACAGUUUAAGGGUCGUUUCGAGGUUAACUCGCCGCCGUGCUUUUGUGGUGGUUCGCUUUGAGGAAGCAGCAGCUCGGCUAGCCAGCUGAAUUAGCUAGCCCGCUAAGAGAUGGGGACGAGAGCCAGUCGCUUACAGGAAGACCCGGUUCCCCCUGCUUUCGGAAAAGAUGGCACAAAGCGGGAUUCCUACCGGCGACCCCGCCUUACCAGGCCCACAAGUCUCAUGGUCGACUUCUCCGGGAGCUUCGAGGACACGGAGGCCAACCGGAGCCGAUCGGAGGAAGGUAGCGACUCGGACCUCGGGCAGCAUGGGGCGAGUGCCGACGGUAGCCCCGCGGACCACCACAGCAUCCCCUCCAACAUUAGCCAAGCGUCACCCGCGGACGACAACAACAGCGAGGGGAAACCAGAGGAAGACGGGAAUGUGAGCCCGGAGGCUCCCGUCGACGCGGAACAUCAGCCCGGAGAGGAGACAGGCCGCACGCCCCACCGCACUUUUUCCGAGCGGCUGCCCGGGAAUCGGCACUCUUCCGCCCGCAGCGUUGGCGCAAGAUCCGCCCGCGUCCGGGGGACACACCAGCGGCCAGUGUCAGAGGCUUGGAUCGGCCUUUACCGUGUUAACAACCGCCAUGGCAAUAUCCGCUGUCCUUUCUGCUCGAAGCCUUUCCCGGGGGGUCGGAUUGAGGAUCACCUGUUGAGCUGCCUCACGUCUCCUCCCUUACCUUACAAUACGGAUGUGCUCAGUAAAGAUAGUGGGGAGUGCUCCAUCUGUUUGGAGGAUCUGGUACAGGGAGAGACCAUCGCCAGGCUGGCUUGCCUCUGCGUCUACCAUAAGAGCUGCAUUGAUUCCUGGUCCAAGGUGAAGCCCUGCUGCCCUGAACAUCCCUUCGAUUGACUUACGGGUCACAUGUUUUCUGCACAGUGACCAAGCUGACUCAGGAGACUACACUGAAUCCCAAUAAAAUCCCAGUAAAGAUGUGUUAUUGAACAAAUAAAAGCCCCCCCACCCAUAUUUGAGUGGAAAACCAAUGAUCCUAAGAGGAAGCUACAGUUAGCGACACCCAGCGCUCUCCAUGUGAAUCAGUCCGUUUGAGCCUGGUCCAGACCAUUUCAAGCCAAACGCCAACCAAAAAAAACAACCAUCAAACAAACAAAACAAAACAAAAAAAAAAAAGCAGCUGCUCCGUCUAAUCUGUGGUCAAGACCCUUGUUGGAACAGAAAUGGAGGCGUUCGCUUUCUAUUUCAUGGACUUGGCUUGAAUACGGAGAACAUUUAAAAAAAAAAAAAAAUAAAAAAAAAAUAAAGUCAAAUAGAUAUUAUCAUCCCAGAACGAUGGAACUCGCCCCAGAAAGAUUCUUGAACUUGGGGAGGAACGCAAAAAAAGUCGUCUUAACUGUGACUCUGGAUCCAAUGUGUAUUCUUCUCCCUCCGAACGGGAUCGGUCAUUUUAUCAAGUAUUUUGCAAAAAGAGUAUUGUCCCUUUUCAUGCAUCGGAUGAAUGUCUUCUUUCCUCGGCUCACCCUAAAUGAACCAACCUCACACUGAAAGCACGAACUGUUACCACAUUAACGUUGCUUUAUUUUGAACUAGCUGGAGGUUGAGGGCUUGUUUUUGGUGAAUGGGGGGCUGCCGCUACUAGGUGUUUUCUGUUUUCUCUUACCUGUAAACAUUUCAGGGGAAGUUUGGGGGUCAAUUGUUUCUCUCAGUAGGUCAGUUUCUUGUAGGUGGUUAGUUAGCGCCGAGUUUAACGUGCUGCUACUUGGUGAGUGUUUUGGAAGGUUGUAGGUAUUUCAUAGGGCCAUAGUAGCACUGGUGUUGGCACCGAUUUGAGCACUUUUGUCCCUCAAG
Molecule: messenger RNA, 2363 nt
Organism: Xiphias gladius (swordfish)
Lineage: Eukaryota; Metazoa; Chordata; Actinopteri; Istiophoriformes; Xiphiidae
Exons: 5
Coding region: 624-1409 (261 amino acids)
Source: RefSeq, a predicted model, not a curated record